GUACUAUACCUACCUAUUGAUCGCUACAAAGUACCAACACUACCAACUUCGUCAAAUUAGUCAGACUCGUUCGUAAUCGUGACAGUUCGUGAUUGUCCGUAGAAAUGGCAAGGCGGUAUACGCCUGCCAAAGAAAAACUUUAUAAAUUUGUAGAAAUUUGCACUAUGGAGUGGAUGGUGCCCGUGAAUGAGAUGUUAAGGGAUGAAAUCACUCGCAUUGACUACAACUUAAUGACGGACACUUUUGAAGGAAACAUCAGGACCGUGAGGAUGCUACAAGAUAGUCUGUCAAAGCUGAUAGAUGUCCUGGGAGAAUAUUCAUCAGCUGCACAAGGCCUCAACCGUGUGAUCACUACUGGGGAAAAACUUCGCCUCUGCCCAUCGCAUGUUGUGUAUAUCCUUAAAGACAAGGAUGCAAAAAACGGUGAGGGCGAGGCAGUCGGCAUGCUGAAGAUUGGUCGCAAGCACCUGUUUUUGUUCGACGACAAGGAACAAGUGCGCGAGCUGGAGCCGCUCUGCGUCCUCGACUUCUACGUGGUCUGCAACCGCCAGCGCACCGGAUGCGGGAAGAAACUUUUCGAUUUCAUGCUCAAGGACACGGAGAGCGACGUCCACGCACUAGCCAUCGACGGGCCCUCGCACAAGAUGGAGCAGUUCCUGAAGCGCAACUACGGCGUGGAGCGUCUCGUCCGCCAAAACAACAAUUUCGCUGUUUCGCCCAAGUUCUUCACGUUCACCACGGCCGAGCUCAAAUUAAAGGCAGUGAAUGAUCGCCGAGACACGUGCGGGUCGGAGCAGAGCCGCGCCCAGAGCGGGGACAGCAAGGCAGGCCGUCCGGUCUCGUCGCUGCCGCCGGUCAUCGGCCGGUUCGCGGCGCCGCGGCGUCCCUCCGCCAUCGCCAACGUGAUCCACGGCGGGAACGGCCUGGGCUACCGACAGGACUCCCCCAACGGUUGCUCGCCGCUCGCCCGACCUAUGAACCCGCAAUGAUCUACGACUUAGUGCAUUCCCUGUUAUUGUUUUAGCUUUUUAAGUUGACGCUGAUUUGAUCCGCAUGUAUCCGCAUGUAUAGGAGAAUUGUUUUGUACUAUUUAUUGUCAUCGCUUGUGCCUCUCAGAGUAGAAACCAGAUGAACGAUACUUGAUGAAAGCAACGUGUGUGUUCACAUCUCGAACGAUACAGGGUGUACGUAACGGAACCCGAGAACGAGAACGAGCCACAGAGCGGGAUCCCUAACAAGGGACCGUUGAAGUUGUCACGUUAUUUUCUCUUUGCCAAUGUAAAUUCAUUUUAAGCUGAUAGUUGAUUACCGUUCCGGCAUCGGGAGCGGUCUGCCUACACCCUGUACACGUGUGCAUGGUCAGCGGCGGGCGCACGGAUACCGGGACCUCUCAGCGACCCGUCUGUCGGCUGCAGCAGGCUCUACCAACCGGCUUCAUAUCGAAUUAAAACAGUUAUUAUUAAUACAUGUGUAUAUUUAUAACUUUUUUUAAUUAUUAUUAUAAUAAUAUGCUUUAGAUGAGAAUUCUAUUUUGUACACAUAUGACGGACGUAGGGUACCUACACAAUAUCAAAGUUUAAAAUGAAAUGGUUCUUAGGUCAAAACACAAGUCUACUCAUGGCGAGCCGUUGCCUACCUUGCAUCUAACUAUUUUACUAAGUUGGAUUCAAGUGCCGAUAGGGUAUCCGUGCUGCCUUGCAGCUGACCGUACAAGAAUAUUAUGCACGAUGUGUGCGUCGCCGUUGCAUCGCGCGUACUGUUAAUUACAUUAUAAUAUGUUGGAUCGCAUCUUCCGCCACCAACAUGGUUCCGCGGUGUGCGGCGACUGCACUCCCUGCUGCUUAGUGUUACUGUUUACAAGCACGUACUCAAUAUUGGCACUAUUGUGAACGACAGGGCUGGCGACUGACACGCCCACUGACAGACCAAACAUUGUGAACUCGUACAGAAUGUACAAGGCUUAUUUUUAAAGUAUUUAAUGUAUGUAAAUAUUUAGUGAAGACAAAGACUGACUGACACAUUGUUGGAGAUGCGUGGUGCCCGUCGACUGCGGAGUGUCAGUACUGCUCUGUGUAACACCUAGCACCCAUUAGCGCUAGCUCUCAAAUGACUAAAUAUAAUUUUACAAAGAAAUAUUUAUCAAUUUAAAGACAGGGGCACACUAAUUGAAACUACUUUUAUCUCGGGUGUUGCAAUCUGUCGGAAAUAAUAAAUGAUACAUAUAAAUGAAAUAAUAAUGAAUAUAAGAGAUGCGCCAGAUCUCCAGGAUUCAAUGACGGUAGCUUGCAUGAAUUUUUACUCCAAACUUCAGACGAAAGUCCGCAACAUAUGUGAUUUUCUUCAUUAAUAUGUAAAUAAAUACCUUUGUUAUUUCCGUAAUUACAUUCGUUUAAUAUAUAUUUUUUCUAUAAAAUGAAGUUUGUGCAGACCGCGGUGGUCAUUUCAUUUCUUAAAACGGACUCCGAGCGGAACUAAUUGGUGACCCCUGAUAUAAAAUAUGUUACUACGUAUUUUCAAAUUGAAAUUAAUAUAUUUUGCACGUUAGUAUUAUAUUUUAAUUAUAUUAAUCUUAAAGCACCUUGUUCGGUUUCUUGCAUUGUAGCGAACCAAAUUAAUUUUUAGUUAACACAUGUUUAUCUCACAUUUUACACGCUUGUCCAAUGCUCCGGAAGGCAUUGUUGUCCCUUGGAACGUCGACUAAAAGUAUUUUUAUGAAAGGGAAUUCUCAUUGCUGUACGUUGAGAGUUGAGCUAAUCUUGCGUCUUAACCGAACUAGCGACAAAACAUUUAUUGUUAAUGUCAGUUUGGAGUAAUAAUAGCUCUUGACUUUAAGGUUUCAGGUAUUUAGAAGUUCGAUUGAAGUGAAUAUCUGCCUAAUGUAAUUGAUUAGUUUCUAGAAAUAUAAUUUAUUAAAAAAAUGCUAAAAAUAUUGAAAUAACUUCUUCGAAUCAGCAUUUUACAUUGUACGAAUAGGGCUGCCACUAAAAUAAAACAAAAUCCCGCUAGUAGAGCUGAGAGUACUAUGCCACUUGACACCGCUGCUCUCAUUCACAACACGUUUUCAAAGAUGAUUUUGCCGCCCGGUGUCCUCGCGCUAAGCGGCCGCAUCGCUUAUGCCAGUGCUCCAAGUCCAGAGGCAGGAACUAAACUAGUCCCGCGAUGAGGCAAUAACACCACGAAAGGAAGCAGUGGGACUGCUGAGACAACUUGUACAACACGACGUAGACUCGGUCACUGGGGCCGAACCCACAUGACGUCUAUCGUACCGGUAACCGCUCAACAACAUGACUUGAAACAAACACUGUUGCCAUGAUAUUGAACUGGAAAGCAGAGGUUAAUUCCGUAAGUUAUUUGGUUUUAAUGGCAUUCCAAAAGGUGGUGUUUCGAUCUUCUUACUAUAUUUAUUUGGUCUUCAAGAUAGAGAUCAAUCAUCGAAUCCAACUAAGACGGGCAGCGUUCUAAGACGAAAGUCUAUGACCAUUGUGUGUUGCCCGGGAUGACAUACGAUAGUAGUCGUGGUCGCUGACAAUGAGCCUUUUCAGAGAAGGCUCAAAGUCACUGAGUCACAGAGCAAUGGAGAGAACGGAGCGUCCCUGCGAAAUCGAAUCAGGAAUGAGGAGAUUCGCGGAAUCACCUGGACAAUCGCCGUAACUCGAAGGAUUGCGUGGUUACUUUGAUUAUAUUGCUCGAAGAAUUGAUAAUUCCGUGAGGACCGAAAAGUCCUCGAGUGGCGACCAUGCCCGAAAAAUACAGCAUGGGUAGGCUUCCCACGGGGCGAGGGGCCACCGACGACAUACUAAAAGUCGCGGGAAUCUGCUGCAUUCGUUCUGCGCGGAACUGAUCAUUCAUUGUGGCAAACCUUGGGGAACGCCUAUGUCAAGCAGUGAAUAUUUAUUCGGUUAUACUAUUUACGGAUUACAUAGUAUUAAAAAUAUGUAUGCGGAAUACUAUAGUUUAAAAAUAAAUGGUUAAGACGCAUGGCCCAUGCAAUAUGUGAUGGUUUUGGGAAAUCUCGUUUCAUGAAUGUCGUGAUUUUGUUAGGUUUUUGCGAGCCGCAACAUACAACAACAUAGUUUCUAAUGCUCACGGAAUACAUUAGAGAUUACGGUGUUCAUAAAUAAAUGAUUAAGCGGCAACGCGUCAAACGAGUGAGAUAUACAUAUGAGUAUUGUGUGUCCGCUGAAUGAGAGAAUGCUCUCCUCGGUCAUGUAACUACGCACUGUGAUAACGUAAAUCUUAUUUGUGACCUUUUAUUUCGUUUAGCUUUACAUUCUACCAAAUUGUUUUGGCUUUUUAUUUAUUAUAUAAUCAUUGAUUUAUUUUGUAUUAUUGUAAAAAUAUAUUUCUUGUAAUUUGUUGUUAAGAAGCAACGAUUACUACAAUUCGAGUCGCUUAGUAAAAUCAAUAAUUAAUCAUGAAAACCAAUUUUACAUAGGCGCAUGCAAGUGGGUAUUAUGAUUCAAUCAUUGUAAUAUAAAGUUUAAUACAUCGAUGCGUAUACAAAAUAAGUUGAGAGCGAUUGGUCUCUGUAUGAACGCAACUCAUCGCGAUUGGAAGAUGUACGAAGACACUAGACCGACUAGUCGGGCAUCGACUGAGAGAGAAUACUUCGUAUUUGAACUGUGUUCUGGUUGUUAUUGAUUUGUCAAGAAUUAACAUUUAUGUGAACAUAUUAGAGUCCCAUAGAGAAGAUGAUGGCGGAACAGAGACCCAUUUUGAACACUUUCCAGUACGCUCGUAUUACUUAUUUUGUCAUCAAUAUUAUCUCAACGAAAACAUUUUUUUUUUUUCUCUAUUACAUGAACAUUUAUUACUGCAGUGUGCCUUCGUUUAUACAACAAUAUAAUGACAAUUUAAAAACAGAAAGCUCAUUAUUUAAAAUUAUUUCGUUAUAGACAUUCCUCUUAAUGCACUUUAUCAAUUGGAAACUUGGCGACUGCCAAUCUUAUGGAAUAUUUAUUGACGCCGUCCCUUACCUUGCGUAGAUAGAUCUUUAUAACUUUGCGCAGAGCCUUGUUGAUAGGACUACUAUUAGAUAUGGAAGGUUGUAUUAUUAGAAGGCUUCACCACCUAAAGACUCGUAUUUUGAUAACAUUAAUACCUUUCUUUAAUAUGGCCCAGUUACUUUUCGGCAGCCAACAGUUCACCAAACAGUCUCUGGAAAAUGAACUUAUAUUUUACUUACUAAAUGCGAAGCCUAUGCGGAGCUUCGAGCACUAAUUGUCAUUUUGUCUAUUAGACUAAUAUACCAUUUCUGUACUGUCGGUUAGUAAUGACCAGUGCUUCUUUAAUAAGCUGCUCGUCCUGUGUCAAAAACGAAAUGUAACUUUUAGAACUACAUAUUUUCAUUUCCGUAAAUAAAGCGGACGGCCAGAUUUUUUCUGUCAGAAAUAGUUUACGAUAUACCUAAGUAGUGCCAAUUUGAUAAACGGAUCAAAAAUUGCGUUUAAAUUGGUAACUACCUUGUAUAAUAUGUGCUAUGACCAUAUCAUAGCUUAAUGUUGUGACAGUAUUACUGCCUGUCUAAUUUUCUUUAUGAUCCCACUUUGCGAAUAUUUAAUCUAAACAAAGAUGGUCGGAAACAGUAAAAAGUCAUGAAAAUUCAUAUGAGAAUGACAAGUUCCAAAUAAAAAUGUAACAUUACUGUUUUUAGUUUAUUUUGAUUAUAUUUAUGGCCAAACUGUAUGUAGUAUAAAUAACUAGUCUUUUUUUUUAAUUUGUAUUAGAAUACCUGCUGUUUACCAUCUUUUCUUGUUUGCGUUGAAUGAUUUUGCAUGUACCUACAUGUUCGUUGCGUGUAAAUCUAGUAACAAGAGUGUUAUUUAAUAUGACGUGUCGCCUGCGGUACUUUAACUUACGAUGAGUAUUUAAUAAGGAACGAAUUGGACAAGUUGACGUUCGCUCCUCCGGCCCGAAGCCCCGCUCCAGGCACGGAGCUCGGGCGGGAGCUCGACGACGACGAGGACGAGGAGUCAGAUUGGGAAGACGGUGCGGGGGUCGGUCCGGUGCCGACGAGACCGUCCCAGCUCGAGAUGGAAGAGGCCUGCGCCGCCCUGUUCGACGAGCCCUCGCCGGCCGGCUCCAGUACGUCGCGUCGCGACUCGCAGCUUACAGAUCGCGGGUACUUCGACGUCAAGUUUUACCAUAACAAGCUGUGGUGAAGUAGCACUAGGCUACUGACACUCCCGGCGCCCUUCCGCAUCCCUCGCUCACCCUCUCUCCCUCCUCGUUCCCAUUCAAGCUAUCGACUCAUAAGCGACACGUCCUAUAUUCAUUGUGAAGCCCUUAGACUUACUUGCCAUCUAAGGAUAUUUAUUCAUAUAAUAUAUGUGUGGUAUUUAAUCAAUUAAUUAAUUAAAAUUAUACAGAUUCACAAAUUCACUAAUUGAUCUUUAGACCUGCUCCAUCUCAUCUAACAAUAAAAACAAAUUCAAAUACCUGAAAUAAAAUAAAUUGCAAGUCACAUCUGCCAAUCUUAAAUGUACCCAUUUGCAAGGUGUGGCAUCAAAAUGUUCAACUUACAUCCAGUUUAAUUUUUCAGAGAAAUGUAAUUCCAUUGCAAUAUAUUGGUUGGUUGGGGUUGCAUUGGUAGCGAGUCGCACGAACCUGCAUUCUGCACUUUCGAAAACUCAAAUCGAAUCCUCAACAUACCCAAAACCUUGAUCUCCAUAAUAUAUUAUGAUAAAGUUGUACAGUAGUUUUUGUAGCCUUGUUGUAUGCAAACAACUAAUUCUUACAAUUUAUCACCAAUUACAUUGUAGUGCAUCAGUAAUAAUAUAAUACUGCGUAAUAUAA
Molecule: messenger RNA, 6795 nt
Organism: Bombyx mori (domestic silkworm)
Lineage: Eukaryota; Metazoa; Arthropoda; Insecta; Lepidoptera; Bombycidae
Product: alpha-tubulin N-acetyltransferase 1
Exons: 8
Coding region: 105-989 (294 amino acids)
Biological process (GO): alpha-tubulin acetylation
Cellular component (GO): microtubule
Molecular function (GO): tubulin N-acetyltransferase activity
Source: RefSeq, a predicted model, not a curated record